CCCUUUAGCUUUCAUUCUCCUUUAUUUCUCCCUAAAUAAUAUAAAAUAAGGGGCAGAAAAGAUUGUUUGUUUAUCAAGUCCAAGUGUAUUUUCUUUCUGUUUCUUUUUCUUCUUUCUAAAACGCGUACAUGAAUAACCCAAAUGAUGAUGAACAAGACCAGAGAACAAACAGAAAAAAUACAUUUUCAUGGUCAUCCACAAGCUCUUCUUGUUCCACUUUAUUGACGAAUCAUGAAGAAGACGAAGAGGAUCAUUAUCCAAUUCAUCUUUAUGCGUACGAUAUGUUUUUGCAGGAAUUCCUAAACUCAAGCAAUGAUAAAAAGCAACAGAAGCUAUCUUAAUGAAUCAAACGCUACGUCCAUUUUUAAAUCUGGACUUGGCAGAUGAUGAAAAUGAUGGUUCUACACCAUUGAUUUAUGCCAGCUGUUUUGGUAAGCUUGAAACAGUCAAGUUCUUAUUAGAAGUUGGAGCAAAAGUAGAUGUACAAGAUAAAAUUGGUUGGACUGCGCUUAUGUGGGCAACUACAAAUGGUCAUAGUCAAAUUGCUCAAGUGUUAUUGGAGCACAGUGCUUCUUUUGAAACGAAAUCAAAAAGUGGCAGAACCAUUUAUGAUCUUGUGGAUGUAGAAAAUGCAAAAAUGGUUUCUACCUUGACUAUACAACCCAGCGUACUAAAAGAAAAGAGAAAAUCAUUAUGCAGUAUAAAAACAGCAACAGUAGAAUACAAACAAGAAGAAGAAAAAGAACUCGAAGUUUGUAGAGCUAGUUUUCGAUCAGUUCAUAAAUUUGUUUGGGAUGAAUGUUUACCUGACCAAAUGUUUGUGUUUGCUCAAGAAGAAGUGAAUCACAUUCUGAAUAUUGCCAUUACAGAACUGGAAUUACCAAUGAAAUCAAAAGCAGAAAUCUACGUCCCUGCAAACAUUAUCUUUCUGAGUGCCAGAUUUGCUCAUUAUUUUACAAGCAGAGAGUUAUUACAUCAAUUGUUAUCCAGCACACUAGAAAGAAUGAAUCAAGUGAUCAAGCUUAAUGAAAAUAAUGUUCAUACCAUUGCGUUUUGGAUAUCAAAUGUAUCUCAACUACUUUUUUAUUUGAAAAAGGAUCCUGGACUUGUCGUUGCUACUGCGGAAUUUCAGCUUGAGAUGUCAGAACUAAUAUCAGAAUCAUACAACUUUCUUGUGAUGGAUUCUGAAAAACGACUAGGACGUAUUUUUGAACCAGCUAUACUUGAAUUUGAACCACUGGAAGUAGAAGCUGUUGAAUUUGCUGAUGAUUGGCACCGAUUCUUUCGCCGAAGUCGGACUUCUGUCUCUUCACCUUCUGCUCAUCGUAAAUCAUGGAUUGCUCAAGACCACAUCAGGCCAAUUCUAUCACCUCAAUCAGUCACUAAUUUGCUUUCGUCCAUUCUUUAUGUCUUACAUUCAUAUGAAGUUCAUCCAGUGAUUGUAAUUCAAGCUAUCGCACAACUAUUUCAUUACUUGUCGUGCGAAAUAUUCAAUCAUAUCCUAUCAAACAAGCGUUAUCUGUGUCGCUCAAAAGCACUUCAGAUUCGAAUGAACAUGACAGUACUAGAAGAAUGGGUGAGGGAAUACCAACUACCCAACACGCUGAACGCUUAUUUUGAUCCUGUGAUUCAAUUAUUGCAAGUGCUGCAAUGUAUGUCUCAGUUGACAGAUUUAAUGGAUUUUAUUACAACGACAAAGGCAUUUGACCUCUUAAAUCCAAUCCAGCUAAAAAGAGUUGUGCUUGAUUAUCACUACGAAGUAUCAGAAGCAAAAUUGCCAGAAGAAAUAGAGAAAUAUACGAUGCAAUUAGCAGAAGAUACAUUCAAGAGCAUACAAGAAGAAAAGAAAGUAUCUCUGUCCAUAGACCGAAACAGACCAACUAGUAUUUCAAGCCUCGGCAGCUUAUUACAUUUCAGCAUUUCUCAGCCAAAACAACAACAACAACAACAACAGAGAUUUUCCGUAAGCCAAGAAGACGAUAUGGCUGAAUCAAAUAAUAGAGAUUCCAUUACCGAAAAGCGAGACUCAAAAUACAUGUUGCCAUUUUCUUUACCGACCACGACCAACUAUUCAGGCUGGAGAGAUAAACAGCCUCAAAUAUCUGACAAUAGUACCUUAUCGGACACGAUUUACUUGCAGCUAAAGCAAAAGCUAUUGGCAGAAAAGAAUGCUAAAGAAAGUAAUAUUGUGCCUUCCAUACCAGAAGAUUGGUUACAGCGAUUAGACCAUCAUACAAAAUAAACUAGUGCGUGUUCGUGUAACAUAUAUGUUUAUGCAAUAAGGGGAAACGCACC
Messenger RNA from Gilbertella persicaria, 2295 nucleotides. RefSeq lists its product as uncharacterized. Gene Ontology annotation, molecular function: GTPase binding. The transcript has 4 exons. The record is from RefSeq and is a predicted model, not a curated record. Bases 341 to 2242 code for a protein of 633 amino acids. Lineage: Eukaryota; Fungi; Mucoromycota; Mucoromycetes; Mucorales; Choanephoraceae.